Ordospora pajunii is the source of this 321-nucleotide messenger RNA. Its product is annotated as putative ribosomal protein. Lineage: Eukaryota; Fungi; Microsporidia; Ordosporidae. The record is from RefSeq and is a predicted model, not a curated record. The transcript has a single exon. Gene Ontology annotation, cellular component: cytosolic large ribosomal subunit. Gene Ontology annotation, molecular function: structural constituent of ribosome; RNA binding. The coding region runs from base 1 to 321 and encodes 106 amino acids.
AUGAGCGGGGUGAAAGGUGACAAUGUGACGUCUGAGCUACUGCUUGCGAUGAAGUCUGGAAAGUAUGUGGCGGGAUUUAAGAGCACGCUGGAGUCUGUGAUAAACAGACAAGCGAAAUGCUUGGUGAUAUCAUCUAAUUUUCCUGCUACUAAGAAGAAGCAAUUGGAGUACUACAGCGUGCUAGCUGGGGGACUUCCGAUAAUUUUUCACACUGCAAAUAAUAAUGAGCUUGGAAGUAUAACUGAGAGAGGGCAUAGGUUGGGGUGUAUAUCUAUUCUUGAUCAAGGGGAAGCAGACCUGAUACCUGCAAAAGAGGAUUAA